AUGGCCUCCAACGACGACACCAAUAAACCAGCCGACACUCCAGACACCACGGACACCGCGGACACCACCACUGCCGCACCAGACAAUGUCGACUCCAAUUCGUCCUCUCGCAACCCCCCAGAAGACAUCCCCCUCGUCCCUCCUCCCUGGACCAUGAAGGGCGACGUCUACUUCUUCUCAUGGUGGACCUCGGCCGCCCAGGUCAAAGCCGGCCUGCCGUCCAUGGCAUACUCGCCCCUCGAGGCCGCCUCCGACUACGCCGGUCCCGCCUCCGGCAAGCCAGUCGGCGGGCUCAGCAUGGUGCAGAUCCUGCGCUACAGCGACUCCCCCGUCGGGCCAUAUGACGAGCUUAUUGUCGUGCCCGGCAGCUUUGACUACACCCGCGACGAUGCCCAAGGUCGGAAGCGCACCGGCCGGAACCCAAGGAUCUCCAGAAUCUACGUCUCUCAGAAGCAUACAUGCUACAAUGGCCGGAAAAACUGGAACGUCCCCAAACAUCUCGCUCGCUUCGACUGGUCCAAAAACACAGACGGUUCCACCACCGUCAAGGUCUUCCCUCACGACACCAACCCCCAAGAUACCGCCGAGGUUACCGCCAGCCCUGUGCCAUUCUUUCAGGCCACAUUCAAGCCGUGGCGCUUCGCUCCGAGCUUCCCCUUGCGCACCUCCUGGAUGAACUACCUCGGCAUCACCAGUACCCUCGUCCUCCCACCUCUGCCCGAGGGAAAUGGCAGCCACGGCGAGCUCCCCGGCACCAGCCGCUGGUGUAAAAUCGUCCCUCAGCAAUACAGUCGCCGUACUAUGAUCGGAUGGUUCGAUGUUGCCCAGCACCGCGAUGACAACGGUCAACUUACCGGCGACCACGAGAACUUCUGGCCUAGUCUUGGGCGUUGGCAGCUCGGCAUGAAGAUGGAGAAUGCCGAAUUGGCAUUUAAUGAUCCUGAGGAGUCGUGGGAUCCCCCCAGGUCUAAUCUCUGA
This is a messenger RNA of Ilyonectria robusta, 978 nucleotides long. RefSeq lists its product as uncharacterized. The record is from RefSeq and is a predicted model, not a curated record. The transcript has 2 exons. Lineage: Eukaryota; Fungi; Ascomycota; Sordariomycetes; Hypocreales; Nectriaceae. Bases 1 to 978 code for a protein of 325 amino acids.